GCGCAAGCGUUGGGGGCGGGGCCAGAGUCCUGCGAGCCGCGGGAGCGCCCCGGUCGUACGGGGGCUUGCGGUGCCAUGAUCCGGAACGGGCACGGGGAGGUCGGCGCUGCCGGGCGGAGGGUCCCGGCGGGCCAGCGCGCCGUGCGGGUGUGGUGCGACGGCUGCUAUGACAUGGUACAUUAUGGUCACUCGAAUCAGCUGCGCCAGGCACGGGCCAUGGGGGACUACCUCAUCGUGGGUGUGCAUACCGAUGAGGAGAUUGCCAAGCAUAAGGGCCCCCCCGUGUUUACCCAGGAGGAGAGGUACAAGAUGGUACAGGCCAUCAAGUGGGUGGAUGAAGUGGUGCCCGCCGCUCCCUAUGUCACCACCCUGGAGACACUGGACAAGUUCAACUGUGACUUCUGUGUUCACGGCAAUGACAUCACGUUGACGGUAGAUGGCCGAGACACCUAUGAGGAGGUGAAGCAGGCUGGGAGGUACAGAGAGUGCAAACGCACGCAGGGUGUGUCCACCACAGACCUCGUGGGCCGCAUGCUGCUGGUGACCAAGGCCCACCACAGCAGUCAGGAGAUGUCCUCCGAGUACCGGGAAUAUGCUGACAGCUUUGGCAAGCCCCCUCACCCGACACCUGCCGGGGACACACUUUCCUCAGAAGUCUCCUCCCAGUGCCCUGGGGGGCAGAGUCCCUGGACAGGGGUGUCCCAGUUUCUGCAGACAUCCCAGAAGAUCAUCCAGUUUGCUUCUGGGAAGGAGCCCCAGCCUGGGGAGACAGUCAUCUACGUGGCCGGUGCCUUUGACCUGUUCCACAUCGGGCACGUGGACUUCCUGGAGGAGGUGCACAAGCUGGCCAAGAGGCCCUACAUCAUCGCCGGCCUGCACUUUGACCAGGAAGUAAACCGAUACAAGGGCAAGAACUACCCCAUCAUGAACCUGCAUGAGCGGACUCUGAGCGUGCUGGCCUGCCGGUAUGUUUCAGAAGUGGUGAUUGGGGCACCGUACUCGGUCACAGCGGAGCUCCUGAGUCACUUCAAGGUGGACCUAGUAUGCCAUGGGAAGACAGAAAUUGUGCCGGACAGGGAUGGCUCUGACCCCUACCAGGAGCCCAAGAGAAGAGGAAUCUUCCGUCAGAUCGACAGUGGCAGCGACCUCACCACAGACCUGAUUGUGCAGAGGAUCAUCAAGAACAGGUUGGAGUACGAAGCACGGAAUCAGAAGAAGGAAGCCAAGGAAUUGGCCUUUCUGGAGGCCAGGAGGCAGCAGGAGGCACAGCCUGCAGGGGAGACUGACUGACUUCUGACCUGGAGGAUGUCACUCACGCCCUUGCUCUGUGCCCAUCUCUUCUCUCCCUACCCUGCUCUGCUUCUGUGUCCUGGUGUCAGCUCACAUAAUUCCAAAGGAAGCUGGCCUUGCUGGAGGGUGCUGUUCUACCGCCUGUGAGGCACCCACCGCCCACCUUGCCACAGGCUCAGUCCUUUGCACUGAGCUGCCCAGAGAGGGUGGCCAGCACAGUGAAGCAGCCCAACGGACAGGAGACUGGAGGAGUGUUGCUGUGUGUCCUUAGCGUCCACAGUUCCGACUGCCACUGCCCCAGUCUUGGCUGGGGACGCCCCUCCUGCCUGACUGGAAGCUGCAAUCUGCCAGCCCAGCUUUGAUGAGAGGUACAGAGGGGGAUGACUUUGGGGACCUCUUGUCCCGGGUCACCCUGCAAGUGGUCACCCUCUACUUUGGGGCACGUUCUAGCACCCCAUCCCUGA
This is a messenger RNA of Alexandromys fortis (reed vole), 1754 nucleotides long. It is a transcript of the gene Pcyt2, whose product is annotated as phosphate cytidylyltransferase 2, ethanolamine. Bases 76 to 1290 code for a protein of 404 amino acids. The record is from RefSeq and is a predicted model, not a curated record. Gene Ontology annotation, cellular component: cytoplasm. NCBI's taxonomy places the organism in Eukaryota, Metazoa, Chordata, Mammalia, Rodentia, Cricetidae. Gene Ontology annotation, molecular function: ethanolamine-phosphate cytidylyltransferase activity. Gene Ontology annotation, biological process: phosphatidylethanolamine biosynthetic process. The transcript has 14 exons.